CCGACUGGACCGUUUCUUCCACCCAACCCCUCACCUCGUGCUUUCGCGGCGUCGUGUCUCAUGUGCGAUGGGCGAAGUGCUGUUGAGAUCUCACCUGCAGGCGCUACGGUCCCGAGAGAUCAAGGCUUUACAACGUCUCCAGCUGGAGGACAAUGUGAUCGAGUUGAAGUUGUGCGUUGAAGGGCAGGCUCAUCGUUUGAACUUCCUCAUCUAUGAGGUCGAGAGCUAUCCCGACAGCGGCGGCAUCAUGAUGGGGGAGGAUGGCGAGUCCGAGCUUGUGGAGGCGAUCAACGAGCUCUUAGGGGACCGGGAGCAUUUGGAGCUGAACGAAGUGCUUUCUUCAGCCAUGCAGGUCCUCAAGGUGGACGCUCCGGAGCUGGAGCUACAGGACUCGGAUGAAGACCUGGUCUCCGACGAAGGCACCGGCAUCAUGGAUGAUUCCUAUGAGCGGUGCAACCGACCCGGCUGGAAGAAGAUGAAAUGGCAGGAGGUCGAAGAUCAGCGCCUGUCCGUCCGGGAGAAGCGCCGGAAAGGCGAACCUCCGGAACUGACCAAUGAGGAACUCAAGGCCGCGGGCGAACAGAUCUUCAACUCCAAAGAGGCCUUCAGCAUUUUGUCCAACGAACUGUACAGUCUUCAAACUCAGAUGACCCAAGGCAUCCAAGCCGAUGCGGUGGACUUCAACGUCUAUCACUGGGCGGUGCGGCUGCGGGGCUUCGAGGGGUGCUUGGCCGAGGACUUGAAGCAGCUCCAGGCCUCCCAGGGCUACGACUUCGUGGAGCUGCGGGUCUUCUUCAAGGAGGACUUGCACCCCUUCUACCCGCCCAGCUUCGCGCUGAUCCGUCCCAGAUUACAGGGCCGAUACGAUGUCCAGGCGGCGCUCGCCUGCCAUCCGAGGCUCCAGCUGAAAGGCUGGAGCCCCUUCCAGUCCUCCCGCGACUUGCUACUGGCGGUGCAGAGCUUUUUGGGCCGCAUCUCCCGAGUGGACCUUCACAGCGCCCGAAACGACCUGGAGGCGCAUCCAGAGGGCGCCUUCAGCCCGCUGGAGCAGCGCCUGGCGCAACUGCAACGGCUUCGAGGCAUCAAGCCUCAACAGCUGCAGGUGGACGUGCCGGGCAACGCCUACGAGGAUGACCCCUGGGCUCAGAGCUCCGAGCUGGCGGCCUCGUGCUUCGGCGCGCUGGGAGGAAAGAGAAGCCCAGCGCAGACCGGCGAAGGAGAGCCGGAGCGCGCAGGCGGCUGGGCCAAGGGCGUGGGCUAUGGCUCUGAUACCAUCACAGGACGUAGUAGUUGGGACCCUGCUGCCAUGCAUGCUGCGCAGCAAGCACAGGACCUCGAGCUGCGGCAGCUGGUCGCGGCGAUCGGAAGCGACCUGUCUUCCGAAGGCCAGGGCGUUUGCGAGCUGGUCGAGAAGUCGUGCUUGCUUCCGUUCUUGGAAGGAGAGUUGGCGAGCUCCUACAUGGAUUUGGAGGAGCGUCCCAGCUUCUUCCAGGAGGUCCUGAAGUUGGUGGAGGCCAUGUGUCCGCUGCUGCCUCCGCAGAGCCUCGAAGCACUGCGGAGCCGGAUGACCAGCUGCAAGGACUCCGCCGAGACCUUCUUGCAGACGCUGGGCGCGCGCGCGGCGGAGUGGACUGAGGACACCACCUUGGCCCGGAGGGUGGUCCUGGUCGCUGAAACACUUGAGAGGCACUGUGGCAGCCAUCCCGCGACCAGUGUGGCUGAUGGUGCAGGGCAGAGACCCGACUACUGCAAAAGCCUGAAGCCGUUGCAACUGGAUGCUGGCGACAUCGAAGGUGACCACUGCUUCUUGGCCUCCGUCCAGCAGGAGACCUCCGCUCCACAGGCAAGGACCUUGCGGCUGGCCAAGGAGUUCGCUGGGCUGGCUUCGAUGCUCCCACUGAACGCGUCCUCGGCGGUCCUGGUGCGCAGUGGGCAACAACACCAGCAGCUCUGGAGGGCUCUCAUCACGGGCCCAGCUGAAACGCCCUACAGCGGAGGAUGCUUUAUCUUCGACAUUUACUUUCCCUGGAGCUAUCCAAAUACGCCUCCACAAGUGAGGCUACUCACCACAGGGCGAGAUACGGUGUGCUUCAAUCCCAACCUCUACAGCAACGGCAAGGUUUGCCUGUCACUCCUGGGCACCUGGCAAGGCGAGACGGCUGAGCAAUGGGAUUCGCAGACCUCCCGAGCUGUGCAGGUCUUGAUCUCCAUCCAGUCGUUGAUCCUGGUGUCGCAGCCCUACUUCAAUGAGCCAGGCUUCGAGCGGGAGAUCGGCACUGAGCCGGGCGAGCGGCGGAGCCGGGAGUACAACCGGUCGGUGAAGGAGAAUUGCAUCAGAUGGGCGAUGAUCGAUGUGCUCAAGAACCCCAAGAAGGAGUUCACGGAGGCCAUCAAGCUUCAUUUCAAGCUUCAGGCGGAGGAGAUUGAAGCGACCAUCCAAGCCUGGAUCGAGGCCGAGGCGGAGGCCGCUCAUCGGCAGACGCUGCAAAAUCUCUUGGCCAGCUUGAAGGAGGAACUCCAGAGGCUGUGAGAAUGCCGAGUCCGGGCCCGUCUACGGUAGAAUCAGCCAAGAUCUUCAAGUCUGGCUGAAGUGGCGGCUCUGUCAGCCCAUUUUAAAGAUCUGUGUAUAUGCACGAAUGGCCUGGCCCCCAUCUGCACUGAGAAACCUUG
Messenger RNA from Durusdinium trenchii, 2670 nucleotides. NCBI's taxonomy places the organism in Eukaryota, Dinophyceae, Suessiales, Symbiodiniaceae. The record is from the annotation of a GenBank genome assembly.